GAGGAGAGUGAGAGUGCUGUCUGCGCCUCAUACCAAAAACUGAACUACAGAUAUGUCUUUUGGCUCCCGGAAAGAAGAUAACUGAAAGAAAAACAAGGGGGUUUCCACAUGUACAGUGUGAUACUUCACUGUUAGUUUCAUCUCCAAGAAAACGCCGUUAACUUCCUCUGUAAAGAUGCCACGUGUUUCUGCGGAAUCCCAAGAAAUCUCAUUCGACGCCGGCAGCGAACCGACGCUCGGCGAGCUCCUGAAAGAUUUCGACGGAGGUGACCGGAAGAAACACCCCGGCGACGAUGUUCCAGCUCAUCACGUACUUGAUCUCACUUCCCCUGAUACAUCAAGACCCGUACCGUUUCUCUUGUCCUUCAACAACCUCAGCUACGACGUCGUACAUCGCCGGCGCUUUGACUUCUCUCGAGGAAAGCCAGCUCCCGUGAAAACCCUACUCAACGAUGUUUCCGGCGAGGCGUGCGACGGAGACAUCGUAGCCGUUCUCGGAGCAAGCGGAGCCGGGAAGUCCACGUUGAUCGACGCGCUAGCGGGACGCGUGAGUAGCUUGAGAGGCACGGUGACUUUAAACGGAGAGAAGAUUCUGCAAACUCGUUUGCUAAAAGUGAUAUCAGCUUACGUCAUGCAAGACGAUCUUCUGUUCCCGAUGCUCACCGUCAGAGAAACUCUAAUGUUCGCUUCCGAGUUUCGUCUCCCGAGAAGCUUGUCCAAGUCCAAGAAAAUGGAGCGUGUUCAAACCCUGAUAGACCAGUUAGGGCUCAGAAACGCGGCUGAUACGAUAGUAGGAGACGAGGGACACCGUGGAGUCUCCGGUGGAGAGAGGCGGCGCGUGUCGAUAGGGAUCGAUAUCAUCCACGAUCCUAUCCUCUUGUUCCUCGACGAACCUACUUCGGGGUUGGAUUCCACCAACGCAUUUAAGGUGGUGCAGGUUCUUAAACAUAUAGCUAGGAGUGGUAGUAUCGUAAUUAUGUCGAUACAUCAACCUAGCGCUCGAGUCCUUGACUUGCUUGACCGUCUUAUCAUCUUAUCUCGCGGCAAGAAUGUUUUCAGCGGUUCUCCGACAAGUCUUCCUCUGUUCUUGUCUAGUUUCGGACAUCCUGUCCCGGAGAAAGAGAAUAUAACCGAGUUCGCGCUUGACCUAGUCCGACAGCUCGAAGGGUCCACCGAAGGGACGAGAGAGUUAGUUGAGUUCAACGAAAAGUGGCAACAGAACCAACCUGCUCGAGCCACGCCAAUGACCACACCUUACCAAGCCUUGUCUCUAAAAGAAUCCAUCACCGCAAGUGUUUCUAGAGGCAAACUAGUCUCCGGUUCAACCAGUUCCAAUCCAAUUUCCAUGGACUCGGUAUCUUCAUACGCAAACCCGCCGCUGGUCGAGACCUUUAUCUUAGCCAAACGGUACAUGAAAAACUGGAUCCGGACACCAGAGCUCAUAGGGACACGGAUCGCCACUGUCAUGGUCACUGGUCUUCUCUUAGCUACUAUAUACUGGAGGCUUGACAACACUCCGAGAGGUGCGCAAGAGAGGAUGGCUUUCUUCGCAUUCGGCAUGUCCACGAUGUUCUACGUCUGUGCGGACAACGUCCCUGUUUUUCUCCAAGAACGGUUCAUUUUCUUGAGAGAGACGACGCGCAACGCGUACAGAACAUCUUCGUAUGUAAUCUCUCACUCUCUUGUGUCUCUGCCUCAGCUACUCGCUCUCUCCAUCGCAUUUGCUGCGACCACGUUCUGGACGGUUGGUUUGAGCGGUGGGUUAGAGAGCUUCCUCUAUUACUGCCUCAUAAUCUACGCAGGCUUUUGGUCUGGAUCCUCUUUUGUCACCUUCGUAUCCGGUUUGGUUCCGAAUGUCAUGAUAAGUUUCAUGAUCACUAUUGCCUAUCUUUCAUACUCUCUACUCUUUGGUGGAUUCUACAUUAACCGGGAUCGGAUACCGGUUUACUGGAUAUGGUUUCAUUACAUUUCAUUGUUGAAGUAUCCUUACGAAGCUGUCCUAAUCAACGAGUUUGAUGACCCGUCUCGCUGUUUUGUUAGAGGAGUUCAAGUGUUUGAUGGUACGCUUUUGGCGAAAGUGCCUGAUGCGAUGAAGGUUAAGCUCCUCGAUACACUGAGUAACUCUUUAGGAACAGAGAUAAAUGAGUCCACGUGCUUGAGAUCAGGGCCUGACUUACUUUUGCAGCAAGGUAUUUCUCAGUUGAGCAAAUGGGAUUGCUUGUGGAUUACGUUAGCUUGGGGUUUCUUCUUUAGGAUCUUGUUUUACUUCUCCUUGCUGUUUGGAAGCAAGAAUAAGAGGACGUGAAGAUUGUCCACAAACACAAAUCAUAUACUUCUGUUGGCAUCAAUGCAUCUACCUACCUUUAAUAUACGUACAUUUAAGCAAAGCUUGAAGUUCUUGUUGUUUGUUGCUGUUGUUGUUUUGUAUUCAAGCUGUAACUUUCAUAAUCGUUUCAUCUUUGUAUUUUUUUCAGAAUAUUGUCAAACAUACAUUUCACUUUUUAA
This is a messenger RNA of Raphanus sativus (radish), 2505 nucleotides long. Its product is annotated as ABC transporter G family member 18. The transcript is spliced from 3 exons. Lineage: Eukaryota; Viridiplantae; Streptophyta; Magnoliopsida; Brassicales; Brassicaceae. Gene Ontology annotation, cellular component: membrane. The coding region runs from base 176 to 2305 and encodes 709 amino acids. The record is from RefSeq and is a predicted model, not a curated record. Gene Ontology annotation, molecular function: ATP hydrolysis activity; ATP binding; ABC-type transporter activity.